Magnolia sinica is the source of this 1653-nucleotide messenger RNA. Its product is annotated as LRR receptor-like serine/threonine-protein kinase EFR. Lineage: Eukaryota; Viridiplantae; Streptophyta; Magnoliopsida; Magnoliales; Magnoliaceae. The record is from RefSeq and is a predicted model, not a curated record. The transcript has 3 exons. Gene Ontology annotation, molecular function: protein binding. Bases 1 to 1653 code for a protein of 550 amino acids.
AUGUCGUCUUGCAUCGCUGCUAUCCACUUGUCAGCAUUUAGGUCAUUCAAUGCUGGAUUUCCUUCAUCCGUAAUGAGAGCGAAUGCAAUAUUUGAGUCAUCUCUGUAUCUUGCCGGCAAUUUACGAUCUCUCGGUGAAUUUCUCCUCAUAGUUGGUUGCUCCACCUUCUCUUCUGCCUCUUCUUAUGUCUCAGCUUCUAUCCAUAAAGGCAACAGAAACAGUCUGGACGGCAGCAUACCAGAUGAACUUGGUCGGUUGGCAAGUUUAGAAGUGUUUGGCAUUAGUGAAAAUGAACUGUCAGGUAGGAUUCCACCCCAGCUAUACAAUCUCUCCUCUAUUAAGUUUUUGGGCGUAGGAUUGAACAGAUUGCAUGGAAACCUUCCUCCUAACUUAGGCCUCACUCUUCCUAAUCUCCAAAAGCUUUACGCUGGAGGAAACCAAUUCACAGGACCCAUACCAAUUUCAUUAUCCAAUGCUUCAGGACUCGUAAGUAUUAUUCUUGCUAGCAAUAGCUGUAGCGGAUCUGUACCUACGAAUUUUGGAAGCCUGAAGGGUCUGUCCAUGUUACUUUUGUGGGGUAAUAAACUUGGAACUGGAAAAUCUCAUGACUUGAUUUUUCUAGAUUCUUUGACCAAUUGCAGUAGCUUACGAGCGCUACAGGUAGCCAUUAAUCAUCCCAGCGGUGCGUUGCCCGACUCCAUGUCUAAUAUUUCGACCGAACUGACUUCGCUAGCUUUGGGAGAUAACAAGAUAUUCGGAAGCAUCCCUUCUGGGAUUCAGAAUCUUGUCGACUUAACAGAGCUAGAUAUGGGGCGUAACUUUUUAACAGUUACUAUUCCCAUUGGUAUUGGGAAGCUUAACCAGGCAAGAAAGCUUUGGUUUGAAGCAAAUGAAUUAUCAGGGCAAAUUCCGUCUUCCUUAGGCAACAUCUCCCAAUUGUUGGUACUCAGUUUAUAUGAAAACAAUCUAUCAGGGAGCAUACCUUCAACUAUUGGUAAUUGCAAAAACCUGCAAGCCAUAUACCUCCACAGUAAUAAGUUCAGCAGUAGCUUACCCAAACAGCUUUUCAUCUUUCCAUCUUUGAUUGAACUUUACAUUGGAAAUAACUCUUUUACUGGUAGUUUGCCAGUCGAAGUUGGUUACUUGAAAACUCUCUCGACAUUGAAUGUUUCAAAUAACAAAUUGUCCGGAGAAAUUCCAAGCUCGCUAGGCAAUUGUCUCAGCCUAGAGUAUCUCUUGUUGGAUGGAAACUUCUUUCAAGAAUCAAUUCCUCCAACAUUUAAAUUAAAUUUGCCUCAAUGCUCUAGCCAAGCUUCCAAGAAACGGAGAAAGUCUCUUGCAUCAAAAGUAAAAAUCUCAGUUGUUGCUGUUGUUGUCCUGUGCCUCAUGUUAGUAUCAUGUAUCUUUGCCACUCUUUAUUGGAUAAGAAAGUCAAGAAGGAAACCUGAUGAUGUGCCUACUGCGGAGGAUCCUUUCGUCACCAUGUCUUAUGCGGAACUCUUUAAAGCAACAGAUGGCUUCUCUUCUGCCAAUUUGGUUGCCACCGGAAGUUUUGGCGCUGUAUAUAAAGGGGCUCUAGAUCGUGAUGGAACUAUGGUAGCAGUGAAAGUCUUCAAUCUUCAACAACAAGGAGCUCUGGAGCUUCAUGGCUGA